UUCCUCGGAUUUUGAGUUAAGCAAAUCCGUGGCUAUUUCACGGAUUCCUGUGAGACCAUGUUGAAACAAAGAUGGUGAAUAGCCUAGACUAAGAUGGUGAACAUGGCAAACAUUACACCCUCUAAACAGCAUGCUAACAUUAGCAUUUGGCUCAAAGCCCCACGUGCAUAUGUACUGUGAAUAUGUAGUCUUGUUUACAAUGGAAAGGAUGCUUUUUGACAGCUUAUCUGAAUUGUCAGAUGUCAUAGCGUCCUUAAAUGCCCCUUGUUCGAGGAGAGCUUGCAAAGCAAUACCUGCUCAACUCUGACAAAAGAUACCAGCAGAGCAAUCGUUUACUGUGAUGGAUUACUUAUCUCAAGGAAGUUUCCGUUGAUUUUCAUUGUGCAGCAAAAUGGAUGGAAACAAAUAGCUGCCCGAAAGGUAAGAAAUCAAUCUCAAAACUUAAAAAACCUGCUCAAACAUUUUCUUUUGUUCAUAGUCAGCAGUGACAUAGCACAGGUGAUUUGUAAUGUUCUGCAUGGCCUAAAACAAAUAAAAUGACUGGUAUGGUCUUUUAGUUGAGAUCUUUGUUAGGUAAAUGAACAAGCAGUACAUACCAUUGUUUCUUUUUUUCUAAUUGGCAGUGUAACAGAAGUUUCAGAUGACCUGUGUGGCAGUGGGAACUACACAGCAGAGAUGAGUCUGAACCUGGGGAGAGGUGUGGAGCCGGGUGAUGCUGUACCUGCCCUGGGGAACCUCAGAGUGGUUAUUAACCUGAAGACGAACAACAGUCGGAUUAACCUCGGUGUCACCUCCUGCUGCUUGUCCCCAACCACCCAGCCUGACCUCAGCAACUCCACCUGCUGCCUCUUCUCCAGGUUAGCAGCAGAGCCAGCGGGGAUCACGCUGCUGCCCAGUGCCAUGUCAUCCAGUGCCAGCUUCACCAUCAGUCUCUUCCAAAUGAUUAAUUACUCAGUAGUGUACCUACACUGUGAUCUCAGUGUCUGCCUGAGGAACCGCUCUGACUGCGAAAGGCAGUGCCUGCAGCAGAGGAGUGCAUUUCCCUUAGAGGGUCCAGAGGCUGUUGUUACCAAUCUCAGGAAUCGCAUAUCCUUCGGUCCCAUGUUGAAAGAAGUGAAGAAUUCUACCUUCCCAGAUGAGAUAGACCCUUCAGAGCUGGACCUGGUUCUGGUCAUCGUCAGUCUGGCCGUGGGCUCCUGUCUCGUCACAGUGAUGCUGCUGCUGGUGUGGCUGGCCUACCGUCGACGGGCAAUCUGGCUCCUCCACUCUGCAGCUCCACCGCGGGCCUGCUGUGGCUGUCUGCACCCAGGAGGUGACUUGAUCCUACCGUGACCAAGGAGCAACCACUGCCAAUUACACUGAUCACAUCCUCACCAAAAUAGCUGCCGACAAUUACAUUAGUCAACAGACAGUGGAGCAGUCAAUCAUAUUAACGGUAGAGCAGAGGCGGCCAGUCGUAUCAGCCGGUACAGGCCAGACUAGACGAUGAGGAGCAAUCCAAUUCACACCUCCUCUCAUAGGUGACACAGCUGUUGCAGUCAAAUUUCACACUUAACCACAAGCAGUCUAUUAUCAUUCACUGAGAAUAAACACCAUCCCCAAAUAGAAAAAGCUGCUCUGAUCCCUUUAUUUUCCCUCAGUGGCAACAGAUCAAUACUCUUUGUAUCUCAGUUUGAGAUUGAUAGCUCGUUAAUACUGGUUUAAUAUAAUGUAUGCAUUCAUGGCUUGACAGUUAUAUUGAGCCACUUUGAUCGACUGUUUAGGGAAAUGUCUUUUAUUCAGUUAGUGAAAAUUCAAGCUCAUUUAUUAUUGCCAGAAAACAUACAAGACCUCUCUGAAAUGUUGGUUUUCUUUUUAAAUGUCAAAUCAAAAUGACAUGUCAUAUUGUAACAUGAUGUGGCAAAUUGGGUAAAAAUGUCUAAUCAUUAAUCAUUAGCUACUAUUUAAUAUUUGAAUGAAUAUAUAUGGUGGUUCUUCUACAGAGAGACACAUUCAUUUUAUUGGUUUUUUCAUCCCUCAGGAGGAAUUCUUGAUCAUCAUUAACUUUGACUUUAAUUCAUGCUCUGUAUCUCUGACUUGGAUCUUUAAUGAUUACAAUUAAAUAUAUUAUAA
This is a messenger RNA of Centropristis striata (black sea bass), 2112 nucleotides long. RefSeq names its product uromodulin-like 1. Bases 676 to 1332 code for a protein of 218 amino acids. Lineage: Eukaryota; Metazoa; Chordata; Actinopteri; Perciformes; Serranidae. The transcript has 4 exons. The record is from RefSeq and is a predicted model, not a curated record.